AGACGUCACACAAGCGGAGAGAGAUGAAUGUCACAUCAAGCCUUUGAAUUACUGAGGGCACUUCACCACAGUACCUGCAUGAGGUAGACUUCUAUGAGCACGAGCACAUCAUAUACAUCUGCAUUUACGGCUGGUGAGGACACGAGCGCUGCGUUGAUCUUCUUCGCGUCUUGGACCUUCAGUUGCUCAGUGCGCACUGCGCUCCGAGAGACGCGUGUUUGAGGAGCUAUCCACCGCAGAAUCACACUCAAACAAGACUGUUCUUUAUAUAUUUCCACUGGAUACAGGCAAACUCACGGCACAUGGAAGAUCACCUGAAGAACUCUGAGAGGAAUAUUUAAGUUUGGGAACUGCCGAAAUGGGUUUGGGGACCAAGAACAUCUCAGAGUCAGAAGAUAUGAGGGACACGCGGACAUGAGGGUUGUUCAGCUGAUUAAUGCCUAAUGCAUUGCUGACGUUUUAGAUGGAUUGAUUUUAUAUGAGGGAUGGACAUACUUAUAAAGAGAGAGACAUAAAUGAGCCUUGGAACUGAAGAGAGUUGAGUGCCGUUCACAGGAACUCAUCAAAAGUGGUGCACGAUAGCAAAAUCAUAAUAAAAAUUAUCCUUAGUAUUAUUAUUUUUUACGAAGUCAUGCUGAUUCGAAGCCAAGCUUUACGGUGGGCAGUUUUCUUGACACUUUGUCUUCUGUUGGUGAAGGGGUUCCCUGCAAAAAGACGAAGAGCGAAUCACAUCAAGAGCAAGAGUGAAAAAUCUCUAGAGGUCAGAGGUCACGGUGACUCCAAAGAUGUCAGACAGUCACUGCAGGACAUUCAGCGGCAGAACCAAUUGAGGAGUGAGCCGCCUUUGCCUCGCCGCCAUAAGAGGAGAUGGUCACAGAUUCGCUCAGAGGGAGUCCUUCCCAAACUUGCUCCACAGGAAGAAGAAGAACCGUUCAUUUUAGACCUGAAGAACUUCCCGGACCUGGCCAACGCAGACCUGGGCUCCCAGAACCCAAACAUUCAAGUUACCAUUGAGGUCGUGGACAACCCACAGAUGGAGAUUGAGAUGGACCUCGCCAAGGAGAGCAGGAAUGACUGGUCCUUGAGCUCAGAAGAGUGGCCAGGCCAUAAAAAGCUCUUCUGGCCGCUGUUCUGGGAAUACCAUGACUCCAAUCAAGAGGCUCCUGGACAAGGCAGUAUGGAGGAGAACGGAGAGGACCUCAGUUAUGAGGGAGAAGAUUCCCUGUUGAGUGGUGUGGGUGCAGACUGGAACAGACAGUGGAAGGGCUGGGACUCCAUGGACAAUUACGAAUAUGAGGAGGAAGAAUGGAGUGACUGGUCACCAUGCAGCGUCACCUGUGGACACGGGAAUCAAAAGAGGAUUCGUUCAUGUGGCUACGCCUGCACUGCUACAGAAUCACGGACAUGUGAUUUACAGCGUUGUCCCGAUGACAUAAUUCCUGUGACAGAACCGACUCCUCAUGAAGUAGCAAACAGCACCGAGCUUCUUGGUACAGAUGUUGACAGCUGUGAGAAGUGGCUGAAUUGCAAGAACGACUUCCUCCAGAAAUACCUACACCAGGUCUUGACUGAAUUACCCAACUGCCCUUGCGUCUACCCAUCCGAGGUGGUCUACAGCGCUGUCAACAUUUUGGAUAGGAAGCUGCAAAAGACCUUUCGCUGGAGAGAUGCCAGCAGCCCCAAGGAGAGGCUGGACAUCUACAAGCCCUCUGCAAAGUUCUGCGUUCGCUCGAUGCUCUCCUUCGACAGCACCACGUUGGCUGCACAGCAUUGCUGCUAUGACGAUCACAUGAAGCUCAUCACUCGAGGCAAAGGGGCCGGAGCCCCAAACCUCAUCAGUACCGAGUUCUCCCCGGAGCUUCAUUACAAAGUGGACGUUCUCCCAUGGAUCCUGUGUAAAGGAGACUGGAGCCGUUUUCAUUCGGUACGGCCUCCCAAUAACGGUCUACAGUGUGUUGAGAACCCUCAGGAAGACGUCUACAUGAAUGAACUUGAGGAGGCCAGGGAGUACUGAUCCAGAUCAUGGAUUUCACAUCAAAUCAACCAGUGUUUGCUUAAUUCUGCAGAGUCCUGUGGUACAGUAUGGGCAUCUCACUAGUCUUGAAGUCAAGAAAAGCCUGCUCCUUUCGGAUUGGGCGACUCUUUCACAGAUCUAGACUAUUUAGCGCUCUAGAACUCUAGAGAGAUUCUUCUGGAAACUAAAACUUAGAUACUGUCACAAACUGUUUCGUACAGCUCAACUGCAACAACAUUGGUUUAAGAUGUUGGUCCAAUGCCCAGAUUGGAAGAUCGUGAUGCAAUUUGUCUGUCUUCAGUGAUGUGCUCCAAACAAAGUUCAGUAACAGUUCUUCAAUGGCAUUCUCUGGAACAAGUUGACUGUAUUUUCAUUGGAAACACGUUCGGUUUUUUUUUAAGUGUCCUCAAAGACUCUGGUCCACCAUUAAAGGAAUUCCAGUAAAGCUGCUAGAAUUGUGAGAUAUUCAAAAAUGCAACAGAAUGCCGAUUUUGUUGCCUUUAGACCUGAAGCUCAAUCCUGGCCUCGCUCCAGUCUGUGCGAGAUCAGUCCAAACAAAUCAAACACAAGCUCUCUAAAAAGUUCUUCUUUUUAGACUUUGUAUAUUGUUACUCCCAAAUAUACACUGACCUUGUGUCAUUGAAUAGAUUAUUAUGCAUAAUCAUUUGGCCUUUGGCAUAUACUUUUUUUGCAGAGAAAUAAAUUAAGGAAUCUGAGAAGCGAAAGGGAACCUUUUUUGAACUUGCCUUUGAGAAGGCGUCCCUCAGCAAUGGGAGACUUGUUUUUUUUUUUAAAUCUGCAGUAUGCCAUUCUCUUUUCUUUUUUGCUUUUUAAAACAACUCAGCUUUGUACUGAAUGCAAUAUGAGAUCGCCGCCUAACACCAGUGCAAGGGGACUGUUGGAGCUUGGUUGAUGGAUUGAAGUCUUCCUCUUAAAGUGAGGUGAAAGUAACACUUGUCAUAAACUAACAUCUCUUUAAAUACAAUGGCUCUUUCAAUGUCUCGGUUCAUCCUUGAGUCCCAAUCAAAUCCUAGAGGCUUGCAUGGGAUGUAGUUUGAAGGACCUAAGCCGCCCUUUUCAGGACAAAUGUUAUCAUGAUAUUUUUGUUAGAUUUGACAUGGAAUGCUGGAGAUUUGAUUUCUAAAUUCCUGCUGACAGACAACUGUUCCAUGUAGCAAUAAACAUCCACCUUUGAUAAUAUCAUAUACUGUGCUUAAAAUCACAAUGUAGUCCUAUGAAAACUCAGUUCAGACUUUUUACUAGAUAAAUUAAAAAGAGUAGAUUAUGUUGCAUGGAUUACUACUGCAGAUGCACAUUGAGUAAUGUUGAGCCUGUAACUAAAAGGUCCUUGGUUUAAAUCCCAGGUUAGUUACAGCAAGGUAAAAACUUCUGAGGUUCUUCAAUAUAGCUGUGAUUCUGAGAAAGGAAAUUUUGAUACAAAAUAAUGUAUGGUUCAUGGUUCAUCUUAAGAUCUACAUUCCUCGAGAGUUUAGUUAUAUCUCUAAAUAAACUUCUAAACCUGAAAAGAAUAAUCAAGGUAUUUGCCUUUGCUUGAAAAAUACAGACAGGUUGAAAGUAACAUUAAUCUCUGCAGGAGAAGAUCUCCAAAUGUAGGAAUGAGCCAAGUGCACAUUAGCAUUGCUUAUGAUCCCUGUCAGAUCUAAGCAAAACCGUGAAGAUGUUUUCACUGAGAUAACAAUAAAUACCAGCCAUGAAAAUGUCAUUCAGUCCAGCUGUGAAAAUGUUGGAAGCAUUCAAAUAUCCUGCUCUUAGUGAUAGUGUAUUUACCUUAAAUAUUACAGACAUGGAUUUUAUGAUCUUUGUGGUAUGUGCAUAGGUUCUGUCCAACCUAGGCUCAUUAGAAAUACGUGCCUCUUCCUACAUUUUUGCCAAACUUAAAAAAAUGUAUUUAAGUUCUUUGCAGUUUCCAGCUGAAAUGAACAAUGGUAGCAGUAAAACACCAACAACUUUUAUUCCUUUUCACAAAAAUAAUGAUUAUUAUGAGAGGCAGAUUAUCGAUUCAUAUGAGCUUGAUUCCUUAGAGGAUACUGUGUCAUGAUGACCUAAAACACUUCUACCAUAGCAAAUGAUUUGUAAAUGAAUAUAUUUUGACAUUUGCAUCACAUAAUCAGCACCAUUUGUAUGGCUUUUUUGAUGUAGUAAACUUGCUUGGUUGCUCACCUGGUACUGCAUUGAACUUGCCAUGUGGAGGGUCCUGGCACAAGUCAUGAAUAUACCAAAAUGGCAUGGUUGCUCCAGAAAAUGUGUUUUUAUUUUACAGUUGCUUUUGUUAACACUAUUGGUUAGGUUUAGGGUUUAGGUGAUGUGUUGUUUAACCUAUAUUGCCACUCUCCAUACAUUUCAUUUCCAAACUGCCACAGUAUGUAUGUACGUACAACACCCAAAGCAAUAAAAUGUUGAAAAAUGUACACUGUUUGAUGCCACUCGAUGGACAUUUCGUUUUGAAGGUUUAGUGCAACAUGUAAGAAACAAUGCAAUAUUUUGCAGAAAUAUCACGGCUGUUUGUCCAGUGAGCCUGGGUUGGUUCUGUCAAAGUAAACUGCAGUGUCUGCACACCCAAGUUUUGAUAUCGUGUGUUAUAUUUGGUGAAUAAACUGAUGAAUGUGGGUAUUUGGUUGACAAAAAUUUUAAAUUUGGUAUCUUUUUCUAAUUUACAAUACUGGUUUUUGAAGAUUUUAGGUUUUAGAAGUAUAUUUGAUGGUAAGAUUUCACCUUUCAGAGCUUCAAAAAGAAAGGCACUUUAUUUAAAUAUUGAUAUUGGAAUAUAUAUGUGUAUAUAUAAUCAUAUAUUGAAUUAUGCUUGUACAAUUUAAUGACUUUAUAAAAAAUGAUAUUGUAAAGGGACAAAUGCUGUUGUUUAAGGAUAUUGUAUGUAAUGUAAAAUUUUGGCAUGUCAUUUUUUACUUCAGAUUUAUCGUUGUACAGUAUUUAUUGCUUUAGAUUUUGUAACUCAUUGCUAUGAAGUGGAUAAUCAAAUAAUUCUCUGCACUAUAU
Messenger RNA from Carassius auratus (goldfish), 5029 nucleotides. It is a transcript of the gene ism2a, whose product is annotated as isthmin 2a. NCBI's taxonomy places the organism in Eukaryota, Metazoa, Chordata, Actinopteri, Cypriniformes, Cyprinidae. The record is from RefSeq and is a predicted model, not a curated record. The transcript is spliced from 6 exons. The coding region runs from base 632 to 2014 and encodes 460 amino acids.